Messenger RNA from Camarhynchus parvulus, 666 nucleotides. RefSeq lists its product as uncharacterized. The transcript is spliced from 3 exons. The annotation marks the transcript as partial. The record is from RefSeq and is a predicted model, not a curated record. Lineage: Eukaryota; Metazoa; Chordata; Aves; Passeriformes; Thraupidae.
AUGGCGCAGCCGAGCUUCAUCCCGCUGCUCGACCUCCCCCCUCCCGCCCCCAACAUCUCGCUGGCGCCGCCCAAGGCGCGGUUCCUGCCCGGCGACGCCGUGUCCAUCGCCUGCGCCGCGCGCCGCGCCGCCCGGCGCGCCGACCGCAUCAGGGCUUCCGCUUCGCCCGGCACCGCGGGCUGGGCCAGCGACGUGCGCACCUCUCGCGCCCGCGGCCGUCCUCACCGUCGCGCUUCGCCGGGGCCCGGCGACGGCGGCUUCCACACCUGCUCCUACAGCGUGCGGCGCCGCGGCGGCCGCCUCGUCCACUCGCCGCCCAGCCGCGCCGUGCUCGUCGACGUCCGAGACCUCCCGGCCCCGCCCAACCUGACGGUCACGCCCUCCGCCCUCACCGUGCGGGGCCAGCCCCUCCUCUUCCUGUGCGCCGCCCCGCCCGGCCACGCCCCCCGGCGGCGCUUCCGCUUCUUCCGCGGGGAGCUCGAGGUGUCCGAGGGCAUGGCGGAAGGUUCCGGAAGAGCCCGGAUGAGGGUGGAGAGCAGCGGGCGGAACCAGACCGGGAACUUCAGCUGCAGCUACGAGGAGGAGAUGGCCGAGGGGCGCUGGAUCGCUCCUACGCCAGCCAGGCCGUGCCCGUGGUGGUGGAAGGUGAUUUUUGGGGUGAAACCG